AUGUCAAUACAAGAAAACCAGAAAGUGUUACGUUCUUUAAUAAGAACUGUAGGAAGGAUAUCUGAAUUUUUUGAUGAAUAUGAUAUGUGGAAAUGUUUUUUGUCAAAUAUUUAUAGAUAUGAAAAUGAGAAGUGUGAUAAAUAUAAUGAUUUUAUGAAACAUUAUUUAAACAACAAUACACAUUAUUGUCCUAUAAAAUCAAGUAAUAAAAAAUUAAGAGGAGAAUUAUUAAAAUAUAUGAGAAGAAAUAUAAAUGAUGAACAAGUAUACAAUAUAGGUUUUACAGCUAUAAGACAUUUAGGAAGAAUAAAAAAUUUAUUUACAAAUGUAUCAUCUAAUAAUAAUAUGAAUAUACAAAAUAAUGUAGAGAAAAAUAUUAUGAACAUGGUUUAUAAUAAAAAUAUCUGGGCUUCGAAAGAAGAAGAGUUUUUAUUUAAAAAAAAUUUAACAAUGAUACAUUUUAAUAAUACUAAUGAUAGAAGAAAGAAUUCGAUGCAUGAUUAUAAUGAUACAUUGUAUGAGAAUGAAAAAAAUAAAAAAAAUAAAAAGAGUAAAAAAUCGUAUACUUUAAAAAAAAAGUAUAUGAUGAAUAGAAGAUCACAUAAAGCUUCCUUUCAAGAAAUAUCUCAUGUGAGUGACAACUUUGACAGUGUAAAAAAUACAAUCAAUGUUAUUAAAAAGGGUGAUGAUAAUAAAAAUGGUGAUUAUAAUAAAAAUGGUGAUGAUAAUAAAAAUGGUGAUUAUAAUAAAAAUAGUGAUGAUAUUAAAAAUAGUGAUGAUAUUAAAUACAAUAAUGAUCUUAAAAACAGUGAUGAUAUUAAAUACAAUAAUGAUCUUAAAAACAACGAUGAUCUUAAAAACAGUGAUGAUAAUAUUUCAAACAAUAUAAAUUAUAAUAAUCAACAUAUUAGUGAUGCACCUGUAAAUAAUAAUAAUUUGACCAGUAAGGAUAAUUCAAUUUCGAAUUUAUUAUUUAAUAAAAUGAAUCAUUUAAACAAAAAUAAAAAUAAUGUUCUGAAAAAAAGUAUUCAUAAAAAUGAAAUUAAAAAGGGAACCAUAUUAAUAUCACACCCAUUAACUUCAAACCCUCUAUGGAAUAGAGCUGUUAUUCUGAUUACACAUAAAGAAAAAAAUAAUAUCGUUUGUGGUCUUAUAUUAAACAAACAUCCUUUAUAUAAUGAUUAUAUGGAAAUGUCAAAUAACAGAGAAAUAAAUAAAAUUUUAAAUAAGAUAUACUUAAGAAAGAAAAAAUUUAUUCAUGAUAUAAUAGGAGAUUAUAUAUCCAAUGGCAAAGAAAAGAAUAACGUAUAUGACAACAUAAAAGAUGAUGAAGAAAAGACUAUUCAAAAUAAUAUGAGAAAUAAUUGUGAUACUUUAGAAGAUAAUAAUGUUAUAUAUAAUGAAAAAAAUAUAAAUGAUAAUAUAAUAAAUAAUGAAAAGAAUUUAUCAAUUAAAAAUAAUAUAUCUAAAAUAUGUGAUGAGAAUAAACAUAGUCAUUGCAAUGAAGAAGAUAAUAUACAAGGAGAAAUAAAUUGUCAAGAAAAAAAUGAAAUUUCUAAUAAUAAUAUAAAACAUUUUAAGAAUAAUGAAUUAUUAAAAAGUAACAAGAAAAAAUAUAACUAUUUAUUAGAACAAAAAAAAUAUCAAAUAGAAAAAAAAAAAGAUUUAAAAUAUAAUAAUCAAACAAAUAAUUCAGAUGAUUUUCCAACAUUAAAAGAUUUACAAGAAAUGUUUUUAAGAAUACAAUUUCGUAGUUCUACUAAAUAUCAUAUGAAUAAAAAAGUAAAAAAAAAAAAUAAUUUUUUUGUUAUGAUGGAUGAACAUCUAUUAGAUAUUAUCACUCAUUAUAUUAUCAAAUUAAAUAAAGUUCCUUUGUACUUACGAUUCUUACCUUCAUAUAAUAUAGGUUCCAUGACAGAUAUUAAAAAUGAAAUUAAAAAAUUACAAUUCCUAAACGAAUUCUAUAAAAUUUAUUUUGAAAAAUACAACAAAUGGAAAGUUGUUAUCAUUAAUAAUAGAAUACAUAUAUUUGAUAAAGAAAAAAAUAAAAAUAAAAUUAACACAUUCGACAAUAAUCAUAUAGAAACAAAAAAUCAUCAAGAAGAUAAAAAAUUAACAGAAGAAGAAAAAGAAUUAAUUCAUAAAAAAAUUCAAAAAUUUAAAGAAACCAAUCAACUCAAUUACGAUCCAAAACAAAAUGAAAAAAAGAAAAAAAAUAAAAAAUAUAAAAAUUACAAUAAAAGAAAUAACGAUGGCGCAAACAAUUCAACAAUUAAUACUACAAAUACAGGAAUUUAUGAUAAGAUAGAUGAAAAUGAAACAGACACACAAAUGAAGAAUCACGAUAAUGUUUAUGAUACUGAACAGGAAGAACUCGAUGACGAAGACGAAGACGAAGAUGAAGAUGAGGAAGAUAGUUAUGAUGAAGAUGAAGAUGAGGAAGAUAGUUAUGAUGAAGAGGAUGAAGAAGAUAGUUAUGAUGAAGAGGAUGAAGAAGAUAGUUAUGAUGAAGACGAAGAAGAAGUAGAUAAUUACGACCAUGUAAAUAAAACAAAUGAUAAAUUGGAACAUCAAAAUGGUGAAUAUAACCAUGCUAUAAAAGAUAAUAAUUAUAACGAAUCACAAAAUCAAGAAAUUAUACAUAAUAAUGAAACAAAUCAAAAAAAUAAUAAAGUAUCUUCUAUAAAUAAAAUUAACUCAAAUAAAAUACAUGCAAACUAUUUAUUAGGAAACCCAGUAAAUUUGUUUUGGCUAGGAGGCCCUUUACCUGGAUUAACCAUUUUACAUAAUAUGAAAAAAUAUUCGAAAAAUGUCGUGGUGAAUGAUUUGAUAUAUGAAGGGUAUAAUGAAGGUGUGAACGAAGGUGUAAAUGGAAGUUCAAACGAAAGUGUAAACGAAACUAUUAGCACGAAUGAAAAAAUAAAUAUGUUAAAUAAUGUAAGUAUGAACAACAGCUUAAAUGUUUUAAAUAACGUAAAUAUGAAUGAUAAUAUAAAUAUUAUACAUAAUAAUAAUGUUAUCCUAAAUGAUAACUCAACAAAUAAUUUCACAUGCUCAACUAUAUCUAAAAUGAAUGAUGAGCAGUACAAUAUCAAACAUUGUAAUAUCAUAAAUGAUAAUAAUAUGAAUGAUGUUCAUAAUAAUAUGAACGAUGGUCAUAAUAAUAUGAACGAUGGUCAUAAUAACAUGAACAGUGAUCAUAAUAACAUGAACGGUGAUCAUAAUAACAUGAACGGUGGUCAUAAAAAAUUGAUAAAAAGAUUUAUUGGAAAGGCUACAUGGGAUAUGAACCAACUCAUUGAUGAAUUGAAUAAUGAUUAUUGGAUAGCAAUAAAUUGUGACAAUAAAGAAUUAUUAUCUAACAUUAUAUUUAAUACAUCUAAUGACACAACUAGUAAUAAUAUUAACAAUUAUUUUGAUAAUUCAACAUGCGGACAUGUGUCUUCUAAUUCUUAUAAAGGAGAAUGUCUAUGGGAAAAAAUAUUGGCAUCUUUAAAUAAUGACUAUGAACAGAUAUCAAAAAUACCACAGACUGUUAUAGAUAACUUUUUAAAGGAUUUUAAAAGUGUAGAAAAUGAAUGA
Plasmodium adleri (nom. inval.) is the source of this 3582-nucleotide messenger RNA. Its product is annotated as conserved Plasmodium protein, unknown function. Lineage: Eukaryota; Apicomplexa; Aconoidasida; Haemosporida; Plasmodiidae. Bases 1 to 3582 code for a protein of 1193 amino acids. The record is from RefSeq and is a predicted model, not a curated record. The transcript has a single exon. Gene Ontology annotation, cellular component: cytosol.